CUGAUGUCUACACAGAACUCUUUGGUUCUUUUGAACCGGGUGUUCUCGUUGAAAGAUGGGUUUCCAUUUGUGUUAGUAGUAGACUCCUUGUUACAGUCAUCCUACCAUCUCAUCCAGGAAUUCGUCCAUAACUGCAAUAACGACAUAGUAUACUUGUCGUUUGAAACCGUCAAUAAGCCAUCUUAUGCCACACACUUCAUAGACUGCAUGGAUGUGACAGCCGGGGAAAUUGUAAAGCAGGUGAAGCAACUUUCCACCACCAAGCCUGAAUCCUCACCGCUACUAACAAGGAAAACGUUGAUAAUAGUUGAUUCUCUCAACUAUGUGGGAUUGGAAGAUCUCACCACAUUUGUAUCAUCCUUGAUUCUGCCCACGAGCAUAGUAUUGGGAGUGUUCCAUGGCGACUUCAAGUCGAGCUCUACCAAGAACCCCAAUUUCCCUUCUCAUAUGACGUUGUUGACAUACAUUGCCAGUUCUAUCUUGGAUGUCGAACCCUACCAUACAUCAGAAAUAGACGAAGAAGAGAUAGAUAUGGAGAUCAGCCGCUUGAAAACUCCCAUUAUCAAAGCCCUUCACUCGUCAAUGUUCAAGAUUACGCUAACCAACCGUAGAAAGUCAGGCAGAGCUUUGACAUCACGGUUUAUCAUUAACUCGGUGAACCACACAUAUGAAGCGUUCAAAGAAACAGAAGCAAAGAUUUCAGCUGAAGACGAGAGUCUCCUCAAAGACUUGACGACGUUCAACUUGACUACAAACACGAAGCAGAAAUUAGCCAAAGAUCAGGUGGACUUACCGUUCAUGCAAGCACAAGAAGAGCUCGGCUCAUACUCAGGUGCCAUUAUAUAUGAAUUCGAGAAAGACGAUGACUACGACGAGGAGGAUCCUUACGAGGACCCGUUCUAGCUGUCGAGUUUAUCCCUAUAAACAGACCUAUAAAUGAUGCAUUUUCCUAAAUAAUUUCCUGUUCAUUCUCUUAACUCAUGGGAAUGACUUGCAUUUGGCAGUUCGUCCAAGUGUCUCGGUAUCUCCUUCUAGACGGGCCUUUUCUUCCACCAGGGAGAGGUGCCGGUCCCAUAACAACCACUCGUUAUAGGUGUUAAAGAAUUUGGGGCCGAAAUCGUCUCUACGCUGAAGAUCAACAUUCUGACACGUACAAAACCAAACGCCUCUUCGACUCCAAACCCCGUUGCCAUUCCGUUCCUCACAUAACUGACGUUCAAAAGAAGUAGGCACCAGUCCUCCCAUGAACUCUACUGUCAAUGUUUUGCUUCUUUCGUUCCUUAGCUGUUGUACUAGCUCGUUAAAGUAAAUAGCAGGAAAUAUGAUUUUGGCGAUAUCCCGAGGGAACCACCGUACAAAAAAGUCACUAUUGGUAUCGACGUACAACUGAUCAUUGUCAAGGGAAGUGGCUUUUUUGGGGAACUCUUUGUGGAAGGGUCCUUCUUGGAUAAGGCCGUUUCUGCUGUAAAGGUAUUUGAAACUGCGAGAAUCUUUGGAUAAAAGGUCGUCAAAAGAUGUCUCGAAGCGUUUGGCUAAGUACUUGGUGUUACUAUAGUCUAUAGGAAGACAAAGGCUUCGUAGGACUAAGUUGUCUUCCCGUGACACUGCUUCUUCAAUAAACAUAAUGUAAUA
This is a messenger RNA of Yamadazyma tenuis ATCC 10573, 1632 nucleotides long. RefSeq names its product Elongator subunit. Gene Ontology annotation, cellular component: cytosol; nucleus; elongator holoenzyme complex. The record is from RefSeq and is a predicted model, not a curated record. Gene Ontology annotation, molecular function: tRNA binding. NCBI's taxonomy places the organism in Eukaryota, Fungi, Ascomycota, Pichiomycetes, Serinales, Debaryomycetaceae. Gene Ontology annotation, biological process: tRNA wobble uridine modification.